This is a messenger RNA of Armigeres subalbatus, 1536 nucleotides long. RefSeq names its product phosphatidylinositol glycan anchor biosynthesis class U protein (gene PIG-U). The record is from RefSeq and is a predicted model, not a curated record. Gene Ontology annotation, cellular component: membrane; GPI-anchor transamidase complex. Lineage: Eukaryota; Metazoa; Arthropoda; Insecta; Diptera; Culicidae. Bases 185 to 1471 code for a protein of 428 amino acids. Gene Ontology annotation, biological process: attachment of GPI anchor to protein. The transcript has 4 exons.
CAUCUUGUUCUUGUCAGAUAUUUUCAAAACAAAACCAUUUUUACAUUGAUUUUGUAUUAUUUAGCAAACAUAAAUUAAAAGUUAUGUAGUUUCGCUUUAAAAAGCUUAUUAUAAGAGACCAAAAACAUAAGCAUUGAAAACGUAACAAACCAAAGACUGAAUAAGACAAGUUGCAGCUAUAUCGAUGAUGAAAUGGAUGACGACUGUUAUUCUGGGCGCCGCCCUGCGGUAUUUGCUUAUGAACUCGCACUACAGUGGCACGAUUCAGAAUCGAGUUGAAGUGGCCACUCCGCUUAAUUCGUGGAAGCGAGCAAUUGAAGGCGCGUUCUUGUACGCCAAAGGAAUUAAUCCGUACGACGGAGAUCUGUACCACCAAAAUCCGUUCGUUCUUGUUUCUGUGUGGUUUGUGAGGGAGAAACUAUCCGCUUUCGUCAGUGCUUUGUUCAUCCUCUUGGAGGUGGGAACGAUUGUUAUGCUAAAAAGCACUGCCGGAAUUUUCCUUCGAAAGCUUUAUGACCUUCAAAGAGCGCGGAUCGCUGGAUUUGCCAAAGGAACGAAGGAGUUGCAGAUUUCACCGGAUGACGUGCGGUCAAUUCCGUAUUAUGUGGCUCUGGCAUACAUGUUCAAUCCUUACUCGAUAUUGAACUGCGUGGGACAAACUACCACAGUGCUCAGCAAUUUCCUGUUGGCGCUUUUUCUGUUGGGAAUGGCACGCCGGUCGCGACUUGUGGCUUGCGUGCCCCUAGCUCUAGAAACGCAGAUAAACAUCUAUCCGUGCGUACUCAUAAUUCCGGCAGCAUUAUACAUCGCCCAAGACGAUAAACAGAAGACAAGCAGCAUAUUCUUCACAUGCGGAAUGUUUCUGAUGACAUUCUUGGGAGUGAAUUAUGCCGCAUACGUUAUUAUUGGAGACUGGGGCUUCCUAGACGCCACUUAUGGAUUCAUAUUAAACUGCCGUGAUUUGCAGCCGAACAUUGGUCUGUUUUGGUACUUUUUCACCGAAAUGUUCGACCACUUUCGGACACUAUUUCUAUAUACAUUCCAAAUCAACGCCACUCUGCUGUACUUAUUUCCCUUGACGUUCAAGUUGCAUAAGGAACCACUCAUGUUACUGACCAUGCUGCUGGCUUUGGGGGUCGUUUUCCGACCCUAUCCUUGCGUAGGAGACAUCAGCUUGUAUCUAGCGCUGCUCCCUUUGUGGAAAUCGAUUUCAAAGUUCAUGGGCCAUAAUUUCAUCGUGGGAGCAACGAUGCUGGUGACGAGCAUUCUAGGACCCACCGUUUGGCACCUGUGGAUUUACUCCAACUCGGCAAAUGCUAAUUUCUACUUCGGGAUGACUCUAGUCUUCUGCACAGCGCAGAUUUUCCUCAUCACCGACUUAUUCUUUGCCUACAUUAAACGUGAGUUUUGUCUCAAGCAUGGAAUGAACAUCAUGAUAGACGGGAAGGAAGCGAGAAUCGCGCUAGAGUGAAAAGAGUGGAAUGAAUUCUAAUUGUAAUUGGGACUGAAUAAACAUUCUUUUUUCUGAGCGCUUAA